This is a messenger RNA of Callorhinchus milii (elephant shark), 2459 nucleotides long. RefSeq names its product fatty acyl-CoA hydrolase precursor, medium chain. The record is from RefSeq and is a predicted model, not a curated record. Lineage: Eukaryota; Metazoa; Chordata; Chondrichthyes; Chimaeriformes; Callorhinchidae. Bases 457 to 2208 code for a protein of 583 amino acids. The transcript has 13 exons.
CAGUCAGCCCGCACCGACCUGUCAGCCCGCACCGACCUGUCAGCCCGCACCGACCAGUCAGACCGCACCGACCUGUCAGUCCGCACCGGCACCGACCUGUCAGCCCGCACCGACCAGUCAGACCGCACCGACCUGUCAGUCCGCACCGGCACCGGCCAGUCAGCCCGCACCGACCUGUCAGUCCGCACCGACCUGUCAGUCCGCACCGACCUGUCAGUCCGCACCGACCUGUCAGCCCGCACCGACCUGUCAGCCCGCACCGACCUGUCAGUCCGCACCGGCACCGACCUGUCAGCCCGCACCGACCUGUCAGUCCGCACCGACCUGUCAGCCCGCACCGACCUGUCAGCCCGCACCGACCUGUCAGUCCGCACCGACCUGUCAGUCCGCACCGACCUGUCAGCCCGCACCGACCUGUCAGCCCGCACCGACCUGUCAGCCCGCACCGGCACCGGCAUGUCAGUCCGCACCGGCAUGUCAGUCCGCAGUGUGUCCGCACACCUGCUGUGCGCGCUGCUGGUGUGGUGGAGUCCCGGGGGAGCCUUUGCAGCACACAGAGAUAAUAACCCAAUUGUUGUGACAAAGUACGGCCAAUUGGAGGGAAAGCAGGUGACGGUGAAAGGAAUGGACAGUCCAGUCUAUCAGUAUUUAUAUAUUCCCUUUGCAAAGCCACCAGUUGGAUCCUUGAGGUUCGCUCCACCCCAACCUCCAGAAGCAUGGACCGGAAUAAGGAAUUCAACCAAGAACCCUCCACUGUGUCUACAAAGUCUACAAAUUAGUGAAAUUCUUGCUGAAAUGAUGCAAAUACAAUUUCCUCCCCUAACAAUCAGUGAAGACUGUCUGUAUCUAAACAUAAUGACACCGAUUGGGCCAGGGGAAAGGAUCAGAAAGCUGCCUGUUAUGGUGUUCAUCCAUGGGGGUGGAUUUUCAAUUGGAGGAGCUUCCAUCUAUGAUGGCUCUGCCCUCGCAGCCUAUGGAGAUGUAGUGGUCGUGACAAUCCAGUACAGAUUGGGAAUACUUGGGUUUCUCAGUACUGGAGAUGAGCACAUGCCUGGAAACUGGGGUUUGCUGGAUCAAGUGGAGGCCCUUCAAUGGGUUAAAGGGAACAUAGAUGUCUUUGGAGGUGACCCAGGUUCUGUCACAAUAUUUGGAGAAUCUGCUGGAGCAAUGAGUGUUUCAAUGCAUAUUGUUUCUCCCUUGUCCUCUGGCUUGUUCCAUAAGGCAAUAUCACAAAGUGGAAGUACUGUGAUGGAACAGUUUUUAAUACAAGAUUCCAAAUCCAUUACGUUGGAGAUUGCCAACUUGUCUGAUUGUAAUACAGACAAUUCUCAAGAGAUUCUUACAUGCUUUCGAGAAAUAUCCGUGGACAAAUUAAUAAACCUCACAGACUUGAUGAUAAGUAAAAAAUGGCACGUUGCUCCAUCAGUGGAUGGUGUAUUUAUUCCUAAACACCCUGUAGAACUGUUUGCAGCAAAACCAGUCAAUGCUGUUCCAUAUCUAUUAGGAGUCAACAAUCAUGAAUUUGGCUGGGUGCUUCCAACGAUGUUCAACCUAUCAGGCUGGGAGGAAGGAAUAGACCGGGAGGUGCUCUUGCCUUUCCUCAAAAGCCUUCUAUCGUCGAUUUUUCAAAAUGAGUUCUUGGAGCUAACAAUAAAUGAAUAUAUGGGAGACAUAGAAGACAGAGUCAAGGUCCGGGACCUGUACCAAGAAUUAAUGGGUGAUUUCAUGAUGGUGUUCCCGACUAUCCGAACUGCCAAAUUGCACAGAGAUGCUGGAAACUCUGUGUUCCUGUAUGAAUUUCAGCAUCGCCCAACUAUUUAUGGAACCAGCCGGCCAGAUUUUGUGAAGUCUGAUCAUGGAGAUGACAUUAUAUUUGUUUUUGGUGCUCACUUCGGGAAUUCUUUUAUCAAAAUGACUGGUAAUCUGACGGAGGAGGAAGCUGUUUUGAGCAGAACAAUGAUGUCGUACUGGGCUAACUUUGCAAGAAAUGGAUACCCAAACGGGGAUGGACUGGUGUUUUGGCCACUCUAUGACCAUGAAGAAAGGUAUAUGCAGCUAAAUCUGAAGCAGGAGCCUGGCACAAAACUAAAAGAACAUCGGAUGAAAUUCUGGUUCGACAGUCUGCCAGAAAAAAUCCAGGAAAUGAAAGCCCAAAGGGGAACCGAAGGCCCUGAAGGAGAGGAGAAUAUCAACCAUUCAGACCUCUAACGACCAGUGUCUUCAUAUGAAAGAUAUCUUCAUUUUUAUAAAAAGCAAAUCUUCCAGGAGUAGUGAUAUUGAAGUCUGUGUGAUCAGAAAACAUAACUCAAUAAUCUUUAAAUUCUGACGGUGCAUGCUCUAUUCUUGCUGAACUGAGAGGAUAAAGUCACGUGGGAAAUUCUGUUAAAUCAUCUUGUGUACUCCUGUGAAUUAAUUUUAAAAGGAUUUAUGAAGUACAACUUAUUAAAAAUGAAACUAAA